This is a messenger RNA of Bacillus rossius redtenbacheri, 3879 nucleotides long. Its product is annotated as zinc finger protein 616-like. Lineage: Eukaryota; Metazoa; Arthropoda; Insecta; Phasmatodea; Bacillidae. The coding region runs from base 263 to 3463 and encodes 1066 amino acids. The record is from RefSeq and is a predicted model, not a curated record. Gene Ontology annotation, cellular component: nucleus. The transcript has 7 exons. Gene Ontology annotation, molecular function: zinc ion binding; DNA-binding transcription factor activity, RNA polymerase II-specific. Gene Ontology annotation, biological process: regulation of transcription by RNA polymerase II.
ACUUAAUUGUUGUUCUAUGAAAAAGAAUCUUCUUUAGCAAUAUUUCUCAAAAAUAAAAUGUUGGUUAUCGAUACGUGUUCUGUAAUUGUUGAGUUUGUAGGAAUUUUUGUCGUGUUUGAACAUAUUUUUUCUUGUUUUGAAUGUUCUGUUCGUGAUAUUAGUUGGAAGAAAUGAAGUCUUUGUUUUGAAGUAUUUGGAUAAGUGAUGAAUAUAUCAUUGGAAGACGGUACUAGAAGCAAACGCCGACAUUAGCGUGUCCAAGAUGCAGGAAGAGGAGGUGGAGGACAGGGAGGAGAGCGUGGAGUUCAUGGUGCUGGUGUCGCAGUUGUGCCGGGUGUGUGCACAACUGAGUGAGAAGCUGGUGCCCAUGUUCGGUGAGGACGGCUCGCCUGACGAUGUCGUUGGCAAGAUUCACACACACCUGCCCAUCAUGGUCACAGACAAGGACUUGCUGCCUGUGAACAUAUGUGAGGAUUGUAUGGAGAAGCUGGAGGUGUGUCACAAGCUCGUCAGCACUUGUCUGGAUGCUGACUCCGUUCUGAGGAACCUCCUCGGACUUCCUUCUCAAGAAAAUGAGCAUGAAAUAGAUGAAAUAAAAUCUGAGGUUGAUACAGAAUUUAUAGAUGUAGGAAAGGAUAUGUCUCAUGAAGAAAAUAAUGAAAAUUUGGCUGAAGAUGGUUUACAAGAAUUUGACGAAGUUACAAAUUCACAGGUUCAAGAUACAGCAACUGAUGAAAAUACAGAUACUUUAGAAGUAUAUGAAAAUGUUGAUGGCUCACUCAUGAAUGAAACUACUGGAAAUUUGCAGGAUUCAAGUAUUGAUAGUGAUGCUCAGUAUCCAGCUAUCGCUGAAAAUCUUCAGCAAACCGACGUUAUGACGAGCAAUGAAGAGUGUUUGCAAGAUUCGGAAAUGAUCUCAAAUGAAUUGAAUCAAGCAAUUCAAUAUUCUGAAUCUAACAUUGUGGAGGGUAUGAUGACAGAAUUUAAAGAGGAGCCAGAUCAGGAAGAUUGCACUAUGCCUGCUCAAGAAGAGUUCACACUUCAUUCUAACUUGAAAUUGGGCAACCACAGCAACUACAAGGUAAUGGUGCUGAAGACAAAGUCCACAAAACCAGUCACCACAUCUGAUAUCCUUAAUGUUUUGAAACUAGGGGACAAGCAUAGUAACCAGCUGGCUUCCACAUCAGAAAGUUUUGAAGGCCAGGCAGAUGGUUUCAGUGAUGUUACAAAUAAAAGUAAGUUUGCUUAUGACCGUGCAAUGAAGAUGGAGGAUGAGGCCCAGUUGAGAUGGAAUUCCAAAGUGGCAACAGUUCCAUCAGAAAAUGACAAUAUCACAUACUUAUGUGUGUACUGUGAUGGUGUGGUUGUCGGUAAUGCAACUCUGCUGGCCCAUCAGCUAUCAGAGCAUUCAGACUGUGUAUUUGUUUGUACGCUGUGUGAACCAAAUAGGGUUUUUUACGAGUCAAAGCAAUUCUACGAACAACAUAUGGUCAAUCACGACGAAAAUGUCACACUGAUGGAGCAAGUGAGCACGAAUGCCAAAGAACCAACAGAGGUCACCAUCGAUGUGUCCAAAUCUCCAGAUCUGUCACCCAUUUCUGAGGCCAUUCCCGGGAUGAAAAAUGAUGACAUACAGUUGACCAGCGUAUUUAAGAUCCACGUUGAAAGCUCUGCCAUGAAAAUGGAUGAAGAAGGAAAUGAAGUGAAAUCUAAAUUUCGUUUAAAACUACCUAAAGCUUUCAAAUACAUGAGUAAAGAUCUUCAGUCGAAGAUAAUAAAAACAAUUCACAAGGUGGUUGCAACAGAUAAAGACAAGGCUGGAGGAGAAUGUGAGAACCAGUCACCAGACGGCUCCCUUGAAAACAGCCGGUAUGCAGUGAAAGUACUGGCAAAGAAUUUGAAUGUGCCACGCAUGAAGAAGUCGAAGGUGAAGGAGUUCAAGUGCAAGGUAUGCGAGAGCUUGUUUCCGUCGAGGGAGAAGUUGUCGGAGCACCGUGCGGAGGGAGGCUGCAUGUACAAGUGCCAGUUCUGCGGCAAGCAGUUCCAGUACCGCAUCAACUGCAUCCAUCACGAGCGGGUGCACACCGGCGAGAAGCCGUUUGUGUGCGAGUUCUGCGGCAAGAAGUAUCGCACCAGCACCAUAUUCCGUACCCAUCUGGCCACCCACGACGAUGCCCAGCAACACGUGUGCCCGGACUGCGGGAAGGUGUUCACCAACAAGGCGGGCUACCAGUACCACCGCAUCACGCACUCGGACUGCACUUACCUGUGUGACGUCUGUGGUAAGACCCUGAAGCACAUCAGUAGCCUGCGUAUCCACAAGCACAAGCACAGUAACCCGGACUAUCUGCGUCGCUACUGCUGCGACCUCUGCAACAAGAAGUACGAGAACAGCUACCGCCUUAGAGAGCAUCGACGUGUGCACACCAAUGAACGCCCAUACAAGUGCCCCGACUGUGCGAAAAUGUUCCGUAAACUUGGCCAGUUGAAACAACAUUCGAUAGUGCACUCGAACAUGCGCAAGUACAAAUGCCACGUGUGCGAGAGAUCAUUCAAGCGACGUACUUCGCUGUCCGUGCACCUGCGGACCCACGGCAUACAGAGCCAGCACCGGUGCAUGACCUGCUUCAAGCUGUUCCCCGACCAAGACGCGCUGAUGCUCCACAAGCUGGAACAUCCGAAGGAACCCGAGGAUGCAGCCGUCGCCGCCGCGGCAACAGCCGAAGAAGACGACGUGAAACCGAAGAGAGAGGUGAAGGAGUUCCGUUGCAGCGUGUGCGGCAAGGUCCUGUCGAGCAAGGUGACGCUGCGGCUGCACAUGAUGAUACACACCGGCGAGAAGCCGUUCAGGUGCAACGUCUGUGGCAAGUCCUUCACGGUGAAGCUGCACCUGGAAGUCCACUACCGGCGCCACACCGGGGAGAAGCCCUACAAGUGCAAGUACUGCGACAUCGCCUUCGCGGCUCGCCCGAGCCUCGUGGUGCACGAACGCAUCCACACGGGCGAGAAACCGUUCCCCUGCGACCAGUGCGACAAGGCAUUUCGGUCCAAGAUCAAUCUCAUGCAGCAUCUGGUGGUGCACUCUGAUGUCCGGCCCUUCAAGUGCACCAUCUGCACGAGGGGAUUCCGGCGACGCGAUGCCCUGGAGGCCCACACCCGGACCCACACGGGCGAGCGCCCGUACGCUUGCCGUCUCUGCGGGCGGGCAUUCAAGCAGAAGGGAGACUGCAACAAACACGAGCAGACUCACUCCAAGCCCUCGCGACAGGGCCGGGGUCCUGCCCACAAAUGUCACGUCUGCAAAUUGAUUGCCCCGAGCAAGGAAAUGCUGCAACAUCAUUUUGCUUCUUCUCACGGUGUGAUGUUUGCCGGUCUGGCAGAUGGUGAUACGAUCAUCAUAUCACAGGAUGACAUUCUUUCCGUACCAGAGGUUGAGAUUCAAGAUGCAACAGUUUUGGUCUGAACAAUGCACUUGUGUUCUGUUUUAUGAGAUACUUUAUAUUUUACAGUCUAUGUAAUAGAUAUGUUAUUGUAUAUUAGCUUUUAAAUGUUAUUUAUUGCAAAAUUUGUGAACUGGAAAUAUGGCAUUUAUAUCUUUUUUUUUCCUUGGACUUUAACAAUUGCAGAAAACUGAACUUUUUCUUCUUUAUUUUGGCAGUAGGUUAAGUUGUUUUAAUAUAAUUUGUAAUUCAUUGGCAUUUUAUAAUGUUGAAUCUAUUAAACACUUGUAUAUUUAUUACUAUUAUUUAAAUGAAUACCUUCAAAGAAGGCUAUUUGAUAAUCGUACUUCCAUUUGAAUUAGAUCCUUUUACUGAAAUGUGGUAUGAUUGUAAACAAAAUUGUAGUAAUAAAUUGGUUUACUUUUUUGCAACUACGCUC